CGGCCGCCCGACCGCCGCGGCGAACCCCCCGCCGCUCGGCACCCCGCCUCUCGCCCCCCCCCCCCGCCCGCGGGGGGGGGGAUGAGCGCGAGCGCAGCCGCCGCUGGGGAGCCGCCGCGCUUCGGCUCGCAGGUUCCCUUCGCCGAGCCCGGGCACCUGCAGGGGCAGCGCUCCCGGCUUUCUUCGGGGAGAGCCACCUGCGGUGGCGGAAGCCGCUGCCGCGAGUUCGUGGAGCGCGAGUUGGUGCCCUUCGUGGACGCUUGGGACGAGGCGGGCGACGUGCCGGGCGACGAGCUGCGGGCCAAGGCGUACGCGGCCGGCAUCUUCGGGGCCACGUGGCCCCGGGAGUACGGGGGCACGCCGCCCGAGGGCAGCGAGGGCCCGUGGCACGGCUUCGGGGAGGGCACGAGGGUCGACCCCUUCUUCGACCUCGUCCUCGCCCCCGAGGACGAGUUGGCGCGCUGCGCGUCCGGGGGCGUGCUGGUGAGCGUGUUCGGGGCGACGGGCAUCGGCCUGCCGCCGAUCUUGGCGUUCGCCAGCGAGGAGCUGAAGGCCCGGGUCGGCCCCCCGUGCGUCACCGGGAGGAAGACCUGCUGCCUGUGCGUCACGGAGCCGGGCGGCGGCUCCGACGUGGCCGCCAUACAGACCACGGCCGUGCGGGAGGGGGACUUCUUCGUGGUCAACGGCGCGAAGAAGUGGAUCACGGGAGGGCUGAAGGCCGACUUCUUCACUGUCCUCGUCCGCACUGGAUCCAGCGGCGAGGGCCGCAGCGGCGCGAGCAUGCUCGUGCUCGAGCGAGGCAUGCCCGGCAUAAAGAUGAGGCGCAUGCAGACACAGGGCUGGUGGGCCUCGAGCACCACAUACAUUCGAGGAAGGAAAGAGUUCGAGGACGUCAGGGUGCCCGUUGGCAACCUCGUCGGGAGCGAGGGCUGGGGCUUCAUGUACGCGAUGGUCAACUUCAACCACGAGCGCUUCUCCAUGGUGGCCCACUCGUUGAGGUACUCACGCAUCUGCGUGGAGGACGCGAUCAUGUUCGCGAGACGGCGUAAGACGUUCGGCAAGCGGCUCAUCGACCACCAGGUCAUACGGCACAAGAUCGCCGAGAUGGCCAGGGGGCUGGAGGGCACCGAGCGGGCACUGGAGAACUACACCUACCAGGUGAAGUCCGGGGUCCCCGACCACGAGCUCGCCGGCUACAUCUCCCUCGUGAAGGUCGGAGGCUCCAAGCUCAUGGAGUUCUGCGCGCGCGAGGCCAGCCAGAUCCUGGGGGGCCAGAGCUUUACCCGCGGCGGCGCAGGGGGGCGCAUCGAGCGGAUCUACCGCGAGGUGCGGGUGAUGGCCAUCGGAGGAGGCAGCGAGGAGGUGAUGCUGAACCUGGCGAUGGCGCAGGCAAAGCUGUGA
Messenger RNA from Prorocentrum cordatum, 1401 nucleotides. The record is from the annotation of a GenBank genome assembly. Lineage: Eukaryota; Dinophyceae; Prorocentrales; Prorocentraceae.